CGGUUGGCUAGCAGAACAGAUUGCAGUCAUCCCACGGGUCAAACCAGAGAAAAAUUGUGGCUCAGGGAAAACUGGAGCUGUGACCUGGAGCGCAUCACCUGAAAAACAAUUUGGUGUCUUCUGCUUUAAUGACUCAGCUCUAUCAGAUCAGGACGAGACAGUGACAACGUUAGCAGCCGGCCUGCCAUCAUCCCCAGCCACCAGCUCACAGGCGGCGCUGACCCGGUCUUCAUCCCCUCUCACAACUUUGGUCACAUCAACAAGGUCUCCACCAUCAACAGAAGUAACCACUCGCCCUAAGGAGACAUCCUUAGAUUUUAAACUCCUGAUGGAGACAACAAGAACUUCCUCCCCCUCCUCCCCAUCACCUAAAACCGAUCCUCCACAUCACCUUAUAACCUCCAAAAAGGCUGAGGUCAGUUUGGAGUUCCUGACUUCCCCUCAGGCAGCAAAGCCUCCACUAGGAGCUGGACCUACAGCGCUGCUCAGUGUCGGGCUUGUUCUGCUGCUCCUGAUAGCAGCAGGUGUCGGGUGGUACUGCAGACCAAGACCUUUUGGUUGGCGUGGCAGACUGCUGAAUGAUGACACAGAGACAGAGAUGUGGAAGAAAACUGACAUAUACUGUGAACCUGAAGCAGACCUAGAUGAAGAUGAAGUAGACAAAACAUACUCAAGCAACAUCACCCUGUGUGUGGAUCCGUGUUUAAAUCAAACUCUGGAUUAGCUGACAUUUCUGUGGAGGUUUGAUGGUGUAAUCAUGUCUUUGCAGCACUGAGGAUAAAAGGUCUCAGACGUGAUGCAGCAGUAAACACUUGGUUUCCACAGACACAAGUCUCUUAUUUAGUUGAUUUCACAGUAAAAUGGUAGUUUGCUGAGGUCAGCUGCAUUAACGGCAGAAAAAACAGAAAAAACUUGUCUUUGUCCCAGAUUCAGAGGAAACUGUCAACAGCCAGAUUUUUACAAAACACGUCUGUAACAUCUGACGCAUUUUAGCCAACACUAUAUAUAAUAAAACAAUUCCCCCUCUCACCCUCCGCGGGUGGUCUCAUCCUUCCAGGCUCGGGUCCUCCACCAGAGGCCUGGGAGCUUGAGGGUCCUGCAGUAUCUUAGCUGUUCCUAGAUCUGCUCUUUUCUGGACUGAGAUGUCUGAUGUUUUAUCUGGGAUCUGCUUUAGCCACUCCUCCAGUCUGGGGGUUACUGCCCCAAGUGACCCGAUGACCACGGGCACCGAUGUCUUCACUCUUCAGGCUUUCUCAAGUUCUUCUUUCUUGUUGUAAUUCUCACCAUUCGCCACCGUACUUCUCUAGUUUCUCCUGUUCCUUUUUCCUGAUGUUACAUCACUUGGUAUUGCCACAUCAACCACAACGGCUGUUAUCUGUUGUUUGUCCACCACCACAAUGUCCGGUUGGUCCACCAUCACCAUUUUGUCAUUCUGGAUCUGAAAGUCCCACAGGAGCUUGGCUCUCUUGUUCUCAGACACCUUAGGGGGUGUUACCCGCUUUGACCUCGGGGCUUCCAGUACAUACUCUGCACAGAUGUUUCUGUGCAUGAUGCCAGCCACUUGGUUGUGGCGUUCCAUGUAUGCUUUCCCUGCCAGCAUCUUACACCCUGCAGAUGUGGUGGAUUAUCUCAUAGCCUACACCUUGGGUCUUGUCUGGUGUGGUAGAUCUUGGCCUCUGUUGCUCUGCUGUUCAGGGCCUGUUCCUGUGCAGCCAUGAUGAGUGUCUCUGACACAGCUUCAGAGAGGUCUUCAGACCAGCUCUUACAGAAUGUCAGUAAUUCAGCUCAGACUGGGAGACCAUCUAAAGGAACACUUUGCAGGUGUUUUGCAUUCAUUAGCUGAUUAGAGUGUGACACUUUGAGUCUAGAAUAUUGAACCUUUUCAUAAUAUUCUAAUUGUCUGAGAUUUUGAAUUUGGGGUUUUCCGUCAGCUGUAAGCCUGAAGACCUGUUGAUUCUUCAUCCUUACAUUUUCUUCAUGCUGCUGUUUCUACCAAUUCUGUCUUCCUUCACACCUUUAAUCUUUUCCUUUUCCUCAUUUGUAAUUCAAACUGUUUCUCUUUGUUGUUCUUGUGAAGCACCUGUGAUUUUUAUCUUGAGACACUAUAAAGAAAACUGUUUCCUCUUCUUUACAAUUAUAACAAAUAAAGGUUUGAAACAUCAGGCUUUGCAUGUCAUGAGUCUAAUUAAUAUAUUAGUUUCACAUUUUAAGACAAAUAAAUGAAAUUUUGCACCAUAUUCUUAGCCUGGCAAGCCAGACUAAAUAAAUGUAUUAUUUAGUCUGGCAACGCUCCAUUGACGGCUCUUGGUUGUGGGGCGGGUUCUACCGUUGUCUUUCAAAUGAUCUCCGCAUUCCACUGGACAAUGAAUGUGAUUCAGGCUGCCUCAAUUCAGGGUCUGCAUCCUUCGUCGGCCGGAUUCGUCAUAGCGCCGCGACCAGGCCUGUCCCAAUUUGAAGACUCCUUCAAAUGCGGUCGACGAAUCCGGCCUUCUUUUUGCCUGUAUGAAGGAUGGGUCCGGUGUAUCCUUCAGUGGUUCACAUUUCCCAAGAUGCCUUGCGGGCCGGACGGCAGAACUUUUAAAAACAAUGGCGGACAGUGAAGCGGGAGCUGUCGGAGAGGAUUGCGCAUAUAAAUGUAAGUAUAAACUUGAAAACUGUUAGGUUAAGGGCUUUUUGUGAUACGCGAACGUUAUUUUAGUCAGAAAUGUUACAGUAAAAGUGCUUGUAUUGCGGUCUCGGCUCGUAUGUUCGGCCGCUCGGUGUCGCACUUCUCCCACUAUGUUUCUCUCCUGAUUUUAAUGGGAGUUUGUAUUUUAGGGACAAAAGAGAAAACCAGGGAAUUUAUUAAGCUUAGGGCGGAGAUGGACCACAUGAUCACUGGAGCAAAGUAUUCGGCGGCUGUGGCAUGGAGACUAUUCUGGAGAAAAUGGGCAUCCAGGGGAAGGUGCCAGCGAUGACCAGCUUCUGGAGCUGAUCAGGGAGGACAUGAGGCUGCAGAGGGAGGCAGAGCAGCAGAGGGCACAGGAGAGAAGGGAGAACUUUGACAGCUUUUUACUUUGCUAGAAAGAAAUGAUUAAUAAAGAUUAAACAUGUACAUAUAAAAGAAAUAUCUAAAUAAAAUCAGUUCUGUAUUAAACUCUUGAGUUUUAUUUUUGCUUACAAAUGAGAAUUGUUUACUAGAGGGUAUCCCGCUGGGUCUUAAAGUCUUAAAAGGUGAUAAAUCGGUUUUGGUCAAAUUAAGACCCUUAGAAAGUAUUAAAAACUAUAAUCACUAUAAUCAUCUGAGCUCAGGCUCAGCUUGUCAAAAGUAUUUUCUCUGAAUUAGCUCUCCAACAGUCAAGGAAACGAUUAAAAAGCUAAAACUUCGGGCUCCAUCGUUUAAAGUUCCUUCUGCUCAGCGGUUCCACGGUUGCUAGGCGACGGAACGUUUGCCGAAGGAGUGGCGGGAAUUCAUGAAGGCUAGGCCUGUCAAAAUGGCUGCGUCUGCAGCUAGACCUUACUCAAAUUCACAGCCGUUAACAUCCGGUCUAUGGGGAGGACCCAGCCCA
Messenger RNA from Nothobranchius furzeri (turquoise killifish), 3548 nucleotides. It is a transcript of the gene lyve1b, whose product is annotated as lymphatic vessel endothelial hyaluronic receptor 1b. NCBI's taxonomy places the organism in Eukaryota, Metazoa, Chordata, Actinopteri, Cyprinodontiformes, Nothobranchiidae. Gene Ontology annotation, molecular function: transmembrane signaling receptor activity; hyaluronic acid binding. Gene Ontology annotation, biological process: cell adhesion. The record is from RefSeq and is a predicted model, not a curated record. Gene Ontology annotation, cellular component: plasma membrane.